GUGUUUUCCCGGUGUUCAUUCUCAAUGCAUAAUACUCUUAUGUGUUUUAUGAAAAAUUUAUUGUUUUAAUGAAUAAUUAGGUUGAUACGAAAGCCAUACAUCAAGCUGUAUUAGAUAAGAUAAGAAAGAAGUUAGCUGAACAACGAUUCCAAGGUAACAGUGUGCAGUGGACGGCCAAGAUCAAAGUGCGUUAAAUAUCUACUAGAUAUCGAAUAUCUACGACGUUUUUUACGAAACUAUUGUAUAAUCAAACCAUGUCAGCUGGUAAAUUUGGUGAAUUAAUCGGUGCCAUCGAUGAGGGCACUAGUUCGGCAAGAUUCAUUCUCUUCCGGACAGAGACCGCUGAAAUCAUAUGCUUUCAUCAAAAGGAAUUGCGGCAAAUCUAUCCUCAGGAAGGAUGGGUCGAACAGGACCCGAAGGAAAUUCUGAAUGUUGUUUUGGAAUGCAUCCAAAAAACACUUGAUAAACUGCAGGAGCUUGGUGGAAGUGUAGAAGACAUCUCUGCGAUUGGAGUAACUAAUCAACGCGAAACUACAAUAGUGUGGGACAAAACUACUGGCGAACCAUUGUAUAAUGCUAUUGUUUGGCUUGAUAUGCGGACGUCCUCCACAGUCGAUCAACUGCUAGAGACUGUACCGAAUCAAACGCGAAAUAAGAAUUAUCUGAAACCGCUCUGCGGGCUGCCGUUAUCACCUUACUUUUCCGCCGUAAAGCUUCGCUGGCUAAUCGAUAAUGUACCAAAGGUUAAAGCAGCUAUUAAGAGUAAAACUUGCAUGUUCGGAACGGUGGAUACGUGGUUGAUUUGGAACAUGACCGGCGGUUCGAACGGGGGUUCGCACGUUACUGAUGUGACCAAUGCAUCGCGCACAAUGCUGAUGAACAUCGAAACUCUUCGCUGGGAUAGAACGCUGGGCAGGUUUUUUGAUAUACCUUUUGAGAUUUUACCCGACAUCCGAUCAAGUUCUGAGGUUUACGGUAUGAUAAAAAUGGACAUUUUACUUAACGUACCAAUUGCUGGUUGUCUCGGUGAUCAGCAAGCUGCCCUGGUAGGCCAGGAAUGUUUAAGUCGCGGCAAAGCAAAAGCAACUUAUGGGACAGGUUGCUUCCUGUUGUACAAUACCGGAAAUGCUUUGAUCGAAUCGACCCACGGGCUCAUCACGACGGUAGCCUAUCAAAUGGGUCCCGACGAACCGCCGACCUACGCUCUUGAGGGAUCUGUAGCUGUCGCAGGGGCCGCUCUGGGUUGGCUGCGUGACAAUAUGGAACUAUUGAACACCGCAAAAGAGUCCGAACAGUUAGCUAUGUCUGUACCGAAUAACGGCGACGUGUACUUUGUGCCGGCUUUCAGUGGGCUAUAUGCGCCCUAUUGGAAUCAGGAAGCUCGGGGGGUGAUUUGCGGCAUCGGAGAAGAUACGCAACGAGGACAUAUAGUUCGCGCUAGUCUCGAGGCGGUCUGCUUUCAGGUGCGGGAUAUUCUGGAUGCAAUGAACAAGGACUGUGGGUUCCCACUGGUGAAGCUUAAGGUCGACGGUGGAAUGACCGUAAAUACGCUCCUAAUGCAGUGGCAAGCUGACCUGAUCGGGCUGGAAGUGCAGCGACCGGUCGUGGUGGAAACAACGGCACUGGGUGCUGCUAUGGCAGCAGGACGAGGUAUUGGCUGCUGGGACGUAGCUAAUGUAAGCGUUGCGAGCAACUGCAUCUCGUUCAGACCGCAAAUUUCGGAAGACGAACGAGACAUGCGAUACAAGAAAUGGAAAAUGGCUGUCGAACGAUCUUUUGGUUGGGAAGAAACGACUAUAAAUUAAGAUUGUUUAUAUUGUUCAGUUGAAAAAUAUUCGGUUUAUCUUAGGUAUUAAAACAUUUUCUAUUUUCCAAAUAACACUUUUUAUUGACUUUCCAUGUAAAUAGAAUAAGAGUUAUUGCGUAAAAACGAAUGGAGGACAAAUUAGGAGGAUUUAAGUUUUAUUUGCAAACCUGUGUAUCAUCGCGUUAUGUAAUAAGAAGUAUAUUGUUAAAUAAUGUAGAACGUUCCGGUUGGCUAUUCAAAAUAAAAAACGAUAAAUUUAUU
Sabethes cyaneus is the source of this 2068-nucleotide messenger RNA. It is a transcript of the gene Gk1, whose product is annotated as glycerol kinase 3. The record is from RefSeq and is a predicted model, not a curated record. Lineage: Eukaryota; Metazoa; Arthropoda; Insecta; Diptera; Culicidae. Gene Ontology annotation, biological process: glycerol metabolic process; triglyceride metabolic process; glycerol-3-phosphate biosynthetic process. Gene Ontology annotation, cellular component: mitochondrion. Gene Ontology annotation, molecular function: glycerol kinase activity. The coding region runs from base 255 to 1805 and encodes 516 amino acids. The transcript has 3 exons.